UCUGAGCCAACAGAGAACAAGAGCGUUGUGAGCCAAAACAAAAAUGGCGUGGAAAAUUUGCUAUAGUUGCUUGGAUACAGUCAGCUAACUUUAGAAGUGACUGUGUAUUUAGCAGCAUGGGAACUAAUUUACUGAUUGCGGGACCACCUUACGGCCACGUGUUUUCCAGCGAGAAAUGGAGAAGUUCGUCACUCAUUGAAGGCUUAAAAGGUGGAGGUGUGAAGAUCCUGUUUGAGAAUGAACUGGGUGUGGUGGAUUUUUACCUGCCCAACAAAAGCACCGUCCUGUAUGUGUCUGAGUGCGACAUCAUAGCAGGAAACGGCUACAAAAGGAAGCUGGUUCGCUACAGAAAUACCAGCAACAGCUUCCAGGAGCUGGUGUUGGUGGAGAAGACCAAGCUCAGUGAGCAGUACUUCCCUGCUGUGCAGAAGUUUGUCGUUUUUGACCUGGGUUUGUCUCUGUUGCCAGUCAGCGGACAGACUGGCGCCUCACAACUCAUUACUCAUAUGGUUCUCAGUGGGAGUCAGGAGAACCCCUUCAGAAGGAAGAGUGAACGUUGUCUGUUAGACCCGUUGGUCAUGGGUGUGGUCCAGAAGGUCCCUGGGGUGGGCAAAGUCAGAGCUCAGGCCCUGCUACAGAACUUCUCAAGCAUCCAGCAGUUGUGCAACGCCACCCCUGCUGAACUGACGCUUAUCGUGGGCAAGGCUUGUGCUCAGCGGAUCCACAGCUUCUUCCACAGACACACUGCUACAGGAAGUUAAAGGAGCUGUAAAUUUUUCAAUGACAGCUGGGCCAGCAUCAGAAACUUGGAGAAACACUUUGGCUCACAUGGACACACUUUGUUUGAAUUUUUGGGUUAAAUUCCAACUUGACAGUUUUAUUUAAAAUGUGCAUACAUUAAGAAAUGAUAUUGUUUAAUUUUAACUGUUUGGACAGAUAUGUUGUCAAAACUGUGAAAACAUAUUUUAGUUGAAGACCCUCUCCAGUGAAAAUCUUAAUUUUUUCCUAUGUUAACAUAUCCAUAUGAGGUGUUUAUAUUCUGAAAAAGACAUUAUUAACAAAAAAAUAAAAUGCAGUCCAUUACAUUGCUGUUUUUUUCCACCAAAACACCAAUUCAUACACUAAAACUGAAGGAAUCAAUUCUGUCACCUUCAGAGUAGGAUUUUCUGUACCUUCAUUCAUCAGAGUUGGUUUCCAAUUAAAACAUGUUUUGCUCAAUUUCUCCAAUAUCAUGACUUGCCAUUUUGUAGCCAAAAGUAUUACACUCUUUUAGCAGAGUCCUAGUUGAAGUGGUGUGCUUGAGCUGCAGCGAGUUCCAAAGGGUGGGUGAAGAGUGAGACAAGAAUUUCAUAGACAUCCAUUUUCUAGAGGACAUCUGUUUGAGGAUGAAUAUCGGCUGUUAGUGUUGCAAGUAUUAGGUCAUAAACUAAACUGGAGAAAACAUGAGUUUGAUAGAGUGAUGGCACCGGAUGAAAAGACACAUGAUCACUCAGCUUCUUGCAAUUCAUCCUGAGAUUAAUAUAAAUGCCCUUUAAUAAUUUCACAGCAAUGUGUCAAAAAGUCAUUGUUAGGCAGUUAUUAAAUUCUUUUUUUUUUUAAAGAGGAAAUGUCAGUCAUAUACUAUACAUACACUACCAUUUAAAAGUUUGGGCUCACAUAGAAAUGUCCUUAUUUUGGGGAGAAACACGUUUUUUUGUUUUUUUUCAAUGAAGAUAACAUUAAAUGAAUCAGAAAUACAGUCUAGACAUUGUUCAUGUGCUAAUCAGCCGCUUUCUAGCAGGAAACGGCUGAUUUUUAAUGGAACGUCUACAUAGGGGUAUAGAAGCCCAUUUCCAGCAACCAUCACUCCUGUGUUCUAAUGGUACAGUCUGUUAGCUAAUGGUGUUGAAAGGCUAAUUGAUGAUUAGAAACCCCUUGUGCAAUUAUGUUAGCACAUGAAUAAAAGUGUGAGUUUUCAUGAAAAGCGUGAAAUUGUCUGGGUGGCCCCAAACAUUUGAACAGUAGUGUAUGUUGGAUGAUUUUUGCAAUAUGUACUAACAUUUCUUAUUGUGACAAUUUUUUUCAUUUUUGUACUCUGGAAUAAAUAAACUUCAAUCAUUUGUAGCCUCA
Messenger RNA from Acanthochromis polyacanthus (spiny chromis), 2109 nucleotides. It is a transcript of the gene faap24, whose product is annotated as FA core complex associated protein 24. The record is from RefSeq and is a predicted model, not a curated record. Gene Ontology annotation, molecular function: chromatin binding. The transcript has 4 exons. NCBI's taxonomy places the organism in Eukaryota, Metazoa, Chordata, Actinopteri, Pomacentridae. Gene Ontology annotation, biological process: interstrand cross-link repair. Bases 117 to 761 code for a protein of 214 amino acids. Gene Ontology annotation, cellular component: Fanconi anaemia nuclear complex.